UUUUUCUUAAAACCCACCAAAAGGCAAAUAUGUAAUAAAACCCUUUUUUUUUUGUAUACUCUGAUUACUUCGUCUCUUCUUCCCCUGUAAUGGCGCUUCCACACGUAGUCUCUUCACCUUCUUCAACUUCAUUAUCUCCUUCCUUCAAAUCCAAACCACCCCUUAGAUCUCUAUCACCGACACUUGAUAAUCGCCGGCGUUGUAAGCUUAACAGUUCCUUCCGAUGUUCAUCUUCUUCAUUCUCCGAGAAGCAUCACAACAACGCGAAAUCUCCAAAAUCUGAUGACAUCGUCGAGCUUCCUCUGUUUCCACUACCACUCGUUCUCUUCCCUGGAGCAAUCCUCCCUCUUCAGAUCUUCGAGUUCCGUUACCGUAUCAUGAUGCACACUCUUCUCCAAUCCGAUCUCCGAUUCGGCAUCGUUUACUCUGAUUCAGCCUCCGGCUCCGCCGCAGAAGUCGGAUGCGUCGGCGAAGUUGUGAAACACGAACGUCUUGUCGAUGAUCGAUUCUUCCUAAUCUGCAAAGGUCAAGAACGAUUCCGAGUCACGAAUCUCGUCCGCAAGAAACCUUACCUUGUCGGAGAAGUCACGUGGCUUGAAGAUCGUCCUUCCGGUGAAGAGAAUCUUGAUUCGUUAGCGAAUGAAGUCGAAGUUCUGAUGAAAGAAGUGAUUAGGUUAUCGAAUAGAUUGAAUGGGAAGGCUGAGAAAGAAGUUCAAGAUCUGAGGAGGAAUCAGUUCCCGACGCCGUUCUCGUUCUUCGUCGGAAGUACGUUUGAAGGAGCUCCGAGAGAGCAGCAAGCGUUGCUUGAGCUUGAAGAUACUGCGGCUAGGUUAAAGAGAGAAAGAGAGACGUUGAGGAAUACACUUAAUUAUUUGACUGCUGCUUCUGCUGUUAAAGAUGUGUUUCCUUCGUCGUCUUAGUAUGUGUACAUAGAAUCUGAAUCUCUCUAUGCGUUUGAUAUAUAUUGAGCUUUGUCAGUAAUUGAAUAUACGAAACUUAUGAAAUACUGCAAAGUUAUGAUUGGCUUGUAAAUUAUGGUGAUUUUGGUGGUAUUAUAUUAGUAGAUGUUUUGAGGGUU
Messenger RNA from Arabidopsis lyrata subsp. lyrata, 1078 nucleotides. Its product is annotated as lon protease 2. Lineage: Eukaryota; Viridiplantae; Streptophyta; Magnoliopsida; Brassicales; Brassicaceae. The record is from RefSeq and is a predicted model, not a curated record. Bases 90 to 920 code for a protein of 276 amino acids. The transcript has a single exon.